AUGGAUACUUCUGGAUUUUUAAGUGAUGAAACUCAUCCACACCAACCUGAACAAGUUAUUUCCGAAGAAGAAUUGAAAGAAUUGGGUGAGGUAUUUGAUAAGAUCAAGACACAUUUCCCACCUGCCAAAGUCAAGAAGAUAAUACAGACCGAUGAUGACAUUGGUAAAGUAUCACAAGCCACGCCGGUGAUUGCAGGUAGGUCGUUAGAGUUCUUUCUUGCAUUAUUGGUGAAGAAAAGUUAUGAUGUUGCGAAGGAGAUGGAGUGUAAGAGGAUAAGUGGGGAAGUUAUGAAGCAAACGAUACUCCAGGAUGAGAAAUUUGAUUUCUUGAGGGAACAUAUUUGUGGAGAGCAGCCUACUGAGAGGGGAGACGAAGAGGAAGAAGAAGAAGAAGAAGAAGAUUGA
Messenger RNA from Vanderwaltozyma polyspora DSM 70294, 405 nucleotides. RefSeq lists its product as uncharacterized. Bases 1 to 405 code for a protein of 134 amino acids. The record is from RefSeq and is a predicted model, not a curated record. Gene Ontology annotation, molecular function: core promoter sequence-specific DNA binding; protein heterodimerization activity; RNA polymerase II general transcription initiation factor activity. Gene Ontology annotation, biological process: transcription by RNA polymerase II; positive regulation of transcription by RNA polymerase II; negative regulation of transcription by RNA polymerase II. The transcript has a single exon. Gene Ontology annotation, cellular component: nucleus; negative cofactor 2 complex. Lineage: Eukaryota; Fungi; Ascomycota; Saccharomycetes; Saccharomycetales; Saccharomycetaceae.